This is a messenger RNA of Melampsora larici-populina 98AG31, 2819 nucleotides long. RefSeq lists its product as uncharacterized. Gene Ontology annotation, molecular function: protein binding. The transcript has 7 exons. The record is from RefSeq and is a predicted model, not a curated record. Lineage: Eukaryota; Fungi; Basidiomycota; Pucciniomycetes; Pucciniales; Melampsoraceae. Gene Ontology annotation, cellular component: NuA4 histone acetyltransferase complex. The coding region runs from base 1 to 2004 and encodes 667 amino acids.
AUGGAACUGGAUAUCUCAACGCCAGACUUUACGCUUUCCAACUCAUAUGAGACUCUUCUCGAUGAAUCAUUAUCAGAUAUUACGAUCGAUCAAAGACUUCUUAUGGCUCAGGCCGUUCAUUCAGUUCAACCUAGUGGGAAUGUGGAUCAUACAUUUGAUUGGACGAGAGUAGUAGCUUUACUACAGAAAUAUGCCACAGAUGGUAGACUUCAAUUCGAUAGUCGAGCGUUGUUGGAUCCAAUGGCAUGUUGCGAUGCUUACGGAAACUUGUGUCAAAAGUAUUUGACGGAGCACAGUGACCUUUCACAAUCGGAUUCUGCCCUGGCACUGGCUAGAAAACUAUACGAAGUCAGAAUCGAUGGCAUCAGUGCAGCGCUUAUGGCUGAAGAACAGAAAUGUAAGACUCUGGCUUCUGAGAUUGAAGAAAUACAAGGGGGAGCAUGGGAUGAUCGGUUGAAAGAUCCGAGCCAACUGAGGCAAAUCUUAGAUGAAAUGGGACACGUGAAGAUAGAUGGCGACGAAGAAGAAUUUUCAGCCGAAUGUAUUGAACCCAAUAACGACGCCCUGCAACCCCCUCAUUCUCGUUCCACGACACCAUUGGACGACGAGGAAUCGGGCAGCAUACAACCUGAAGCAGCUGUAGCCAGUCCAUUACUUUCUGAGCCGUCUAGGAGGUCUACUCGGAAAUCCACAACUCCGAAAGCUUUCCUUCAAGUUCCUGUGACUCGCAAACGAAAAGCACGAUCAGAAUCUCUUUCUUCUGCCAAAACAGAUUCUACAACAGCUUCGAAGAAGAAACGCACAGAAUCAGCCUCUCCAAGCGUCGAAUCACCUCGAGAAGAAGUCGCAAAUGUUCAACAGAGUCCAGUACGAAUGGUGACAAGAACUAAAAAGAAGGCCAAUUCACAAUCGACAAGUAAAAAACCAACUCCUUCAAGCAAACGUCGCGAGCGAAUACCAUCUUCGGCAUUACCAAGUCCCGACGUGGAUGAUGAAAUUGUUUUACAGCAACUCAUUUCAGAGCGACAAUCGCCAACGCCAUCUGCAAGCACGACCCGUUCGGGAAAAACUAGUCAAAGAAAACAAGCCAAGAAAUCAAAGGGGAAUGAACGCUCAAAGGAACUUGAUCCUGAAGAAUGUGAGCUAUUUACCUUGCCCGCACCUAUUCUGGCGAGCUCAGCCUUACUGACAGUAAGCGAAACGCCAAUCUCUUUAGGCCCGGAGGUGGAGAAAGCCACCAAUGUCCUACAAAGUCCCGAUAUUGACCCACAUCUGCUACCUGAUCUAACGAAAGAAACCGUAUGCAAAGACGCCAAACUGGAGACAAACAAGCAAGCAAGUGAACCUCCUCGAUCUGUGGCAAUAAAUAGCUUAGGUUUACAAGAUACAGAUGCAGAAAGAACUCAGGAAGGUGAUGGGGGAGAAACCGCGAAUGGUGCCCAGUCAACAAGUCAUUCACCCGUUUCGGUGAGGAAGGGACAAAUCGAAACAGAGCAUCAGGCGGAUGAGAGCAAAGCCGGAACGCCCAACUCGGUUUCAUUUCCAACUGGUAUCACAGAUGGAUCUUCUACAGCCCAGCAAACCCCGAUUUCUUUAACUACUCCGAUUCCGCAGAUGGACUCAAACCACCUAAAGGCUACAACCACUUCCGCCGGUUCUUCAACGAUAUCUGAUCCUACCUCAUUUCGACGACGAAUGUUGAAGACACAUGCAUCUGUACAAUCUAAUCCAAUCUCAGCAGUCUUUAGAGAACCAGUAAAAGACUCGGAAGCACCUGGUUACUCUUCUAUCAUUAAGAGACCCAUGGAUUUACGUGGACUAGCUAAAAAGUUGAGAGAUGGAAAUGUAACCACUCCAGAAGAGUAUCGCAGAGAUUUAAUGCUUAUGUUGGCCAAUGCCGUGAUGUUCAAUCAUGAAGGUAGUGAAGUGGCUAGACAUGCUAAAGAGUUAUUGAUUGAAUGUGAUAGGCUCCUUACAAUUUUUAUGAGAGGAGCGAGGUAUUAAUGGGCUAACUGGAAGCAUUUGGUAAAGUUGCUUGCAGGAGACUAUAUGUACUUGUUAGAGUUUGUGAUUAAGAUUCUUUGAUAUGAUAAUGAAGAUUUUACAUUUUGAUGAUUUCUCAAGAAAAAAGAAAAUUUUGUCAAGAACAUCUUUUUACAAUGCGGAUUCUCUCACAGAAAGAACUAAAAAUCAAAAUCCAGACGAAGACUAAAAGGAUGAUACAAAAAGAUCAAGAAUCAAGAUUUAGAAUGUGUCAAAUCACCUAAAAUCAUCAAGAUAUCAUUUAUAAGUUGAAAUUGAUCAGAAGAAUCCCAAGAGUUUUGUAAAAGCAAACUUUCUCGUUGAUCAUUGUCAAGUAGUAAAAGAUCUUGAAGAUUUAAUUUAGAAUUUCGUUUUUGAUUUUGAAAUUGAUAAGGUUGUUGAUCAAGUUGAGUAGAAGAUAACGUUUCUAAAGUAUCUUCUGAAUCUUUGGAUUCAUUAUCACUAUCAAAACUAUGAUCAGUUUGUAGAACUUGGAGUCUUUUUCUCAAGAUAUUUGAAAUUGAAUUUCGAUUCCCUUCGAUUGAAUCAAGUGACGUUAUUGAUUUUGGUUCAACCUCUUUUGCGAAAAAAUCGUCGGCGGGUUCUGAAAUGGCCAAUGGAACGAAUGUUGAGAGUUGAUCAUUCUGUCGAAAGAAAGUAGCUAAAUUUUGAUGAUUUUGAAGCAUCGAUGGUUCUGAUGAUAAAUUUGUUCUAUAAACUUCUCUUUGAAUUGGUUCUUCAUUCAAAUCCAUUCGAUGUUCAUUUAUAAUCAAGUUUAAAUUUCUUUCAAGUUGGUC